Messenger RNA from Phaeoacremonium minimum UCRPA7, 1128 nucleotides. RefSeq names its product putative pre-mrna splicing factor protein. The transcript is spliced from 5 exons. The record is from RefSeq and is a predicted model, not a curated record. Gene Ontology annotation, molecular function: mRNA binding. The coding region runs from base 1 to 1128 and encodes 375 amino acids. Gene Ontology annotation, cellular component: ribonucleoprotein complex; nucleus; cytoplasm. NCBI's taxonomy places the organism in Eukaryota, Fungi, Ascomycota, Sordariomycetes, Togniniales, Togniniaceae.
AUGACCGAAGUGUCCUCUACCCGCCUGUAUUUGGGCAACCUCCCCCGGAAUGCCACCAAGGCCGAUGUCGAAACCCACUUCCAAACCCAUGGCACCGGAGAGAUUACUGAGAUCAAGCUCAUGAAUGGCUUCGGCUUCAUCGAGUACAAAGAUGCCAUGGAUGCUCGAGAUGUUGUUCCUGGUAAGCAAGCAUCCUGGGGCGAGGCUCGCAGCCUUGGCUGGCUCCCCUACUUGACUCUCAUUCUGAUCCUGCAGCUAACCAUGUCGCCCCUCACAGCUUUCCAUGGAUCCCAGUUCAUGGGCGAGCGUCUGACCGUUCAGUUUGCGCGCGGAUCGCGACAUCGAGAAGGCGGCUUUGGCAACCACGAGCGUACCGCCCCGCGCCCGCGACGCACCCAACAUCGUAUGCAAAUCAGUGGUCUCCCAAGUGAUACCAGUUGGCAGGACCUCAAAGAUUUUGCCCGUCAAUCUGGUCUUGACGUGGUCUACUCCGAGACUGGCCGCAACAGCAAUGGCGAGGGCUUUGUCGAGUUCGAAACCGCUGCAGACCUAAAGAAGGCUGUCGACACCCUCGACGGCCGUGACUUUAAGGAGCAGCGGGUGACUUGCGUUGCAAACGUAGGUCACUCCCAUCAUGUCUCAUCUAACAUGCAACUCACCAGUUCUAGACUCAGCCUGAUCCUCCACCGCGAGAGGCCAGAGGACGAUCUCGGUCGCCAGGUGGCCGCCGACCGUACCCGCCUCGCGGCGGUGACGAAUAUGACCGACGGGGCCCUCCGCCUCGCGGCUAUAGCCCUCGUCGCGACGGUUAUCGGGAUGGCUACCGUGAUAGAAGCCCUCGUCGUGACUACUACGAAGAUCGCGCUGCAGGCUAUCGCUCUCCGCCACGCCGUGGCCCUUUGGAUGACUAUCCUCCUCCUCGCGGCCGCUACGAAGACCCCUACCGCCGUGACUACCCGCCCCCUGACCCGUAUACGAACGGUCGGCCGUAUGACCGGCCUCCGCCGCGGGACUACCCGCCGCGUGAGCCUGGGUAUCCACGAGAGGGUGCCUACCCUCCGCGCGAGUUCGAUCGUCGCUAUUGGUAACUCAUCUCCUCUCCCUGAGCCCGCGCGGUUCUUGACCUGA